Molecule: messenger RNA, 1530 nt
Organism: Penicillium griseofulvum
Lineage: Eukaryota; Fungi; Ascomycota; Eurotiomycetes; Eurotiales; Aspergillaceae
Product: MFS transporter
Exons: 8
Coding region: 1-1530 (509 amino acids)
Biological process (GO): xenobiotic detoxification by transmembrane export across the plasma membrane
Molecular function (GO): fluconazole transmembrane transporter activity
Source: RefSeq, a predicted model, not a curated record
AUGGAUAUACUACGCGAGUCACCCCUAGGUCAACUUUUACGGGCAAUUACAGGGAAUAGGAUUCUACUUUAUCCGGAAGAAAAGCCAGGAUUUGUUCCAUCGAAUUCAGAAGAGACAAGAUACCAGAUUGAACCUAAACAAAGUCUUGGAGGGGACUCUGCUAUAAUUCCAACUUCAUAUGCAGCACAUGCGGAAAAUGAGUAUAUAGUUGAUUGUUUGUACACGUUCGCCAUCUAUUCUGGUUCAUCAAUCUACGUGCCAGCUGCACCUCAAAUCAUAGAACACUUCCAAGUUAGUCAAACGAAGGCUUCAUUGGGCUUGGCAUUAUAUGUAUUGGGCUAUGGUCUCGGUCCGUUGCUCUUCUCGCCCUUGAGUGAGGUUCCAUUUUAUGGUCGCAAUAUCCCAUAUAUUACCUCCCUCGUCAUCUUUGUCGCGCUAUGUGUUCCCACCGCUUUGGUGGACAACUACACUGGAUUUAUGAUUCUUCGAUUGCUUCAGGGAUUUUUCGGGAGUCCCUGUCUGGCAAGUGGUGGUGCCUCAAUGGCAGAUAUGUACUCGGACAUUUACCUACCGCUAGGAUUGACCAGUUGGGUUGCUGCGGCGUAUGGCGGACCAGCUUUUGGGCCGCUUUUGUCAGCCUAUUCGAUCGCUGCCAAGGGGUGGCGGUGGGCGAUGUGGGAAAUUCUUUGGUUAAGUGCACCUAUCCUUGUCCUUAUGAUCGUCUGUCUUCCAGAGACGUCGGCCGACAACAUCCUCCUCCGCCGUGCACGACGACUACGCAGAGUUACUGGAAAUUCGAAUCUUAUGUCGCGGUCCGAAAUUGCGCAGAGUAGUCGGUCAUUUAACAACAUAGUCAUUCAUUCCCUGAUCAAACCUGUCGAGAUAAUGAUCAAAGACCCAGCCGUCCUAUUCGCCAAUAUUUACACCUCCCUCGUCUAUGGAAUUUAUUACUCCUUCUUUGAGGCGUUUCCAUUGGUCUAUCCAACUAAGUACGGGCUGGAUACUCAGGAUGUUGCGCUAAUUUUCCUCUCAAUUGUUAUUGGCUGUGUGCUCGCAAUGGUUGUGUAUAUUGUUUAUCUUUAUACCUAUCUCAUGCCUGAUCUGAAGGCUAACGGCCAUCGUGCAUACGAGCAACGCCUAAGGCCUGCUCUGUUCGCUUCGUUCGGUCCACCGAUUGGACUUCUUAUUUUCGCCUGGACUACCAACGGCAGCAUCCAUUGGGCUGUGAGUGCCCUCGGUAUUGUCAUAUAUGCAGGAUCUAUCUUCAUUAUAUUGCAAUGCAUAGCUGUCUACCAGCCUCUUGCAUACCCCAAGUAUGCAGCUUCACUGUUUGCGGGAAAUGACACAGCACGCUCUGCUGCCGCGUUUGCGUUCAUCCUAUUCUCCCGAUUUAUGUUCAUCGAUCUUGGUAUUGACAAAGGUGUGACUCUAUUAGCCGGAUUGAGUGUCAUGGGGAUUAUCGGCAUGUUUAUUCUCUACUUCUACGGUGCAAACCUCCGUGCUAGAUCUAGAUUUGCAGAGCAUGGCUGA